GGAUCUUAUAACCAAACUGAUAACUACACUCGCUUGAACGGAUCGGUAAAUACCAACCCAAAAUGGUAAAUACCAUUUCCAUUUGGUUAUCCGCUUGAAUUUGAUUAUAGAAAUGUCAAUAUGUUUUGACGUUUUUGUGUUUAUGCAAAACGAAAUUUUGAGACAUGGUAACAUUACGAGAAGUAGAAACACUCAGCAAUUGCAGUAAUGAAGCUGAGGAAACUUCAGACCCUCCAAAGAAACCACCAAAACGUGGUAUUAUUUACCUUUCCGCAAUUCCACCAUACAUGAAUGUGACAAAAAUUAGAGAAUAUUUUAGCGAAUUCGGAACAGUCGGGCGAGUAUAUCUACAGCUAAUGGACAAAAAUAAAGGAAAACCAAGCAAGAAGCACUUAGCAAAAAAGUUCACGGAAGGAUGGGUCGAAUUCGAAAGAAAAUCAGUAGCAAAACGAGUGACCAAACUGCUGAAUAACGCUCAAGUAGACAACAGGAAGAAAUCAAAGCAGUAUGACUACAUUUGGAACAUAAAAUAUCUCUCAAACUUCAAAUGGACACACCUACAUGAAAGGCUUGCAUAUGAGAAGGCUGCUAGAAGGCAGAAGAUCAGAGUAGAAGUUCAACUGGCUAAGAAGAAAAGUGACUUUUUCAAUGCCAAUUUGGAUAAGAAGAGAAAACACAAACAAGUUGUUAAUAAAGAAUAUGAGGAUGUUGGGAAAGGAGAUGAUAGUAAUAUAGAGAGUGAAACUAGUGAAAGUUCCAAGAAUAGAAUGACAUUUGUUGAAUCAUUAUUUUCUUAAGUACAUUGGUAUUUGUAAUACAUUUUUAUUUUAAUAUAAUAAUACAUAUAAAAAAA
This is a messenger RNA of Acanthoscelides obtectus, 853 nucleotides long. The record is from the annotation of a GenBank genome assembly. NCBI's taxonomy places the organism in Eukaryota, Metazoa, Arthropoda, Insecta, Coleoptera, Chrysomelidae.